Ceratina calcarata is the source of this 3081-nucleotide messenger RNA. It is a transcript of the gene MetRS, whose product is annotated as methionyl-tRNA synthetase 1. Gene Ontology annotation, molecular function: methionine-tRNA ligase activity; ATP binding. The coding region runs from base 122 to 3010 and encodes 962 amino acids. The transcript has 16 exons. The record is from RefSeq and is a predicted model, not a curated record. Lineage: Eukaryota; Metazoa; Arthropoda; Insecta; Hymenoptera; Apidae. Gene Ontology annotation, biological process: methionyl-tRNA aminoacylation. Gene Ontology annotation, cellular component: aminoacyl-tRNA synthetase multienzyme complex; cytosol.
UCUCAAUGGCUGGGGCUGCUGAUGGACUGCAUUUAUUUAACUUGUCGCUCACAUGUAUCGGUUGUGUGCUGAAAAUAUUUUCAACUAUUUAUUGUGAAUAUUUAUUAACUUAUUAGUAAAAAUGAAUGUUUCAACGAAUGAAGGCAAUCCAAAUGUGCUAAAGCUAGUUAUUGCAGCUAAAAUGGCUCGGAAAUCUGUUACUGUAAAGAUAAUACAACCAAAAGAUAGUUCUCUGGAUCGAUUACCUUCUGUUGAAUUGUCAUCUGGACUAGUACUAUUUAGCACAAAUGUAGCAAUGCAGCUUCUAGCACCUCCGCCUGAAGAUUUAAAAACUGAUAAUGACAAAUGGUUGGAAUGGGAAAUAACUCAGUUACAGCCAGCAAUAGUAUUUUAUGGUAGUACAGGAACUUGCAAAGCUAUACAUAAGUCAUGUUUAUGGUCCUUAUUAAAAAAACUGAAUAAUGCAUUGAAAGACAAAAAGUACUUAAUUGAGGAUAAAAACGGUUUAUCAUUGGCAGAUGCAUGCAUUUGGGUGACUAUUUGGUCUACUAUACUAGUUACAGAAGUAGGAAGUGAAUUAUGUAAAGAAUAUUCAUCUAUAAAUGAGUGGUUAUCAAAUAUUGAGUCACUCUCUCUUAUACAGGACUCCAUUAAAGAAUAUGAAUUUGAAAGAGGUUCAAAAGCAAUUCUUAGUAUUCAAGCUGUAUCUUGGUUUCCUGUUAACAGUACUCUUAGUUCUCAAUCUCUCAAACCAUCCACAGCUCAUCUUAGUCCAACUAAAGAAAAGGAAGUGGAAGCCGUUGGUCAAGAAGAGAUGCAAAAUAUUUCCAGCAAUUGGUCUUCUAAAUCAUAUCCUGACAUGAAGAAUCUGUCUUAUCCUGUAUUACCAAAAAAGGGGGAGAAAAAUAUUUUAAUAACAUCAGCAUUGCCUUAUGUGAACAACGUUCCUCAUUUGGGAAAUAUUAUUGGUUGUGUUCUUUCUGCUGACAUUUUUGCCAGAUAUUGUAGACAAAGAAAUUACAAUACCCUUUUCAUUAGUGGCACUGAUGAAUAUGGUACUGCUACAGAAGCUAAAGCUUUAGAGGAAAAGACAACACCUCAAGCUAUUUGUGACAAAUUUUUCGAUAUACACAACGAUGUUUAUCGAUGGUUUAGCAUAGGGUUUGACCAUUUCGGUCGAACUACUACACCUGAACAAACAGAAAUUGUGCAAUCGUUCUUCCUCAAAAUAAAGUCACAGGGAUAUAUAUUAAGUGAAACUGUGGAUCAGCUUCUCUGCGAGACUUGUGAUAGGUUCUUGGCAGAUAGAUUUGUAGAAGGGACGUGUCCAAGGUGCAAAUACGAAGAUGCCCGUGGUGAUCAGUGCGAUGGAUGUGGUCACUUGGUGAACGCAACAGAUUUGAUCUCUCCACGAUGUAAAGUGUGUAAUAAUAGGCCUGUUGUUAAAAUUUCGCAACAAUUCUUCCUAGAUUUACCUAAGUUAGAGGACAAGUUGAAGGAAUGGUCUGGAACCGUGGAAAAGGGAUGGUCGAACGUUGCACGAGUUGUCGCAAAACCGUGGUUACGCGAUGGGCUUAAACCGCGGUGUAUAACGAGAGACUUGAAGUGGGGAAUACCCGUUCCAGUUAAAGGUUUUGAAAAUAAAGUGUUUUAUGUUUGGUUCGACGCACCUUUCGGUUAUAUCAGUAUUACAAAGAGGUACACAAAAGAAUACGAACAAUGGUGGAAACCCAGCGAUGUACAAGUUGAUUUAUAUCAGUUUAUGGCAAAAGAUAAUGUUCCAUUCCACGCGAUAAUGUUUCCUGCUUGUUUAUUAGCAGCUAACCAAGGUUACACAUUAAUGAAACAUUUGAUGGCAACAGAAUAUCUUAAUUAUGAGGAUACCAAGUUUUCUAAAUCGAGAGGUAUUGGUGUAUUUGGAACCGAUGCUAGAGAUACGGGUAUACCCGCUGACGUUUGGCGAUUUUAUCUAGCUUACGUUAGACCGGAAAGUCAAGAUUCUAAUUUCAAUUGGGAAGAUUUAGCGACUAAAAAUAAUAGCGAAUUAUUAAACAAUUUUGGAAACUUCGUCAAUAGGGCUCUAGUAUUCGCAGAGAGAUACUUUGAAUCUAAAAUACCUUCAAUAGAACUUCAGGAGGACGAUUUAGUACUACUAGCCUUGGCUCAGCGCGAAUUGUCCUCUUAUGUAAGUGCUUUAGAGCAAGCGAAAUUACGCGAUGGUUUGAAACACGUUUUAGGAAUAUCAAAACAUGGAAAUCAGUACAUGCAAUCCCAAGAGCCGUGGGUGAAAAUCAAAGGAACUGACAGUNUUAGAAAGAGAGCUGGGACGAUCAUCGGUAUUUGUUGUAACUUGGCGUGCCUUUUAUCAGCUCUUUUGGCUCCAUUCAUGCCAAAUACUACGCGCGAAUUAAGAUUACAAUUAGGAUUGGACAGCAGUAAUUACGGUUAUAUCCCUGAUUACAUCUCGAACAUACUCCCAACGGGACACAAAAUUGGUAAACCAUCUCCUCUGUUUAAAAAGAUUGAAGACAAAGAUGUAGAAGCGUUAAGGAAAAAAUAUUCCGGCAAGCAAGACACUACAAAUAACGGUGAACGCCGUGAUGCCAAAUCUUUGGACAACGCAAUUGCAGAACUGGAUAAAAAAGUUAAGGAACUAAAAGACAAACACGAUAAAAGCGGAUGGCAGGCCAACCAAGUUCAAAUUUUCUCAGAUUUAAAGAAAAAGCUUUCUGAUCUCAUAAGUGAAAAGAAUAAGUCACCUGAAUCUAAGAAUAAAAAAGCUGAAGUGGUUUCCGUAGCUGAACAAAACGGAGAUAUUUCAAUGGACGUAGCAAAUUUAGAAUCAGCUAUCGCCAAACAGGGCAAUCUUGUUCGUGAAUUGAAAGCUAAAGGAGACAAAUCUGUAUGGCAACCCGAAGUGGACAAGUUAUUAAAAUUGAAGAAACAGUUAGUAGAUAUCACUGGGUCAGUUGCAACUCCGACUGACAAAAAGUCGAAGAAAAAGAAAUAAAUAAAUCGAUAUCUAAUACAUUUAUAUUUCAAUCGUAAUUUGCAUAAUAAAAGAUCAUUAUCUGUUCUUUA